AUCACGUGACUUUGACGGAAGUUCUAGCAGGCCAUUUUGCACCGACCGACCAGCGGAGAUCUUUAUGUAGCUGCGCCGUUUGUUUCGAAACGUCUAGCUGGGUGGACGGAGCGUGAGGAGAGAGGGCCAUCAUGGCAGCUAAUGCAGAAGGCCUGGAGUGGCGUCAAGCCCGUCAGUACCUGAUAAACAGCGGCGUGAUUCCGCCGACACACCGCGUGACUAAACCUGACGUGGAUCUGGUGGACUUCGCUCGCUCUCUACGAGAUGGCGUGUUUCUCUGUAGCUUGCUCAACAUAAUGAAGCCGAACUGUGUUGAGGACUGGUCACCCAGGCCGCUCAUGCAGCACUACUACCUGCGUAACAUUGCGGCUUUCCUGCAAGCCUGCAAGAAGCACUUCAACUUGCAAGACCUGUUUGUGGAGACUGAUCUCUAUGAGGUGGACAACUUCAAGAAGGUGAUGCAGGUUCUGUCUCGGCUGUCCCACUCGCCUGAAGCCCUGGGCCUGGGCUGGGUACCUUUCCCACGCAAGGAGCAGCGGAACUACUACAACCAAGUCGCCAACGAGGAGAGCAUAUAUGCAUCUCUACAAGAUGUCACUAGCUCUCACGACCGGCUGUAUGCCAAUGUGGACGAACUGUAUGAUCAUAACCCGGAGGAGGAGGAAGACCCUUAUAGUUAUGGAAACGAGAGCAUCUACGACUCCAUCUGCUACUACCAGGCACAGCCCCAGGCAGGAAAAGCCACAGACGUUGACGAGAAGAAAUCAUUCAUUCUGGCUGAGCUCUAUGAGACCGAGAAGAACGUGGUUCGUGUGUUGAACCUCAUCUGUCACAGCUACCACGGAGCAGUCAAGGCUCUCAUCUCGCCAGAGGACUGCAGGCUGCUCUUCGACACUGCACAGCAACUGUAUCCGGUUCACUGCAGUCUGCUGGAGGGUCUGGAGAGGUCGCAGGAAAUGAAGAACGACUCGAGCAGAGCUGUGGCUGAUGUGACGCAGCAUUUCCUGAAUCAACACUCUGGCUUUCUUCACUAUGGGCAAUAUGCUGUGCGGCUUCCCUUUGCAAUUGAGAGGGCCAAGUUGCUGCAGACCAGGGGAGACACCGCCAAGGCCAUGAUGAGUGUCCAGCAGAACUCCGGGCCCUCUGAGAGAAAGUUCCCUCUCUCUGACCUCCUCCACGUCCCCAUUCAGAGAGUCCUUAAAUACCCGCUACUCAUGAACGAGCUGCUCAAGUGUGUUCAGAAACAGUCGCUGCCUUCGUCCCAGGCAGAGAAGGUCAACCUCAAUACCGUCAUUGACCAGUUGGAGGACCUGGCCAGGUACAUCAACUCCACCAAGGGAGAUGCGGAGGACAUGAAGCAGAUCGAGGAGGUCGAGCAGAGCUUCUCAGAGCCUCUGCGCACGCCUCUCCUCCAGUGUGGUCGCUACCGACUGGACGGGGAGCUGAAGGUGAAGGCUCCUUGUGACAACGGGUCCUCAAAGAAGUGGGUGUUUCUCUUUGACAAAGUCAUGUUGGUGUGUCGCAAGCCACGUGCCGUAUUUGACCAGCGCUACGUGGUGAAGACAGUGUAUGAAGUGGCCCAGCUGAGGGUGGAGCCCAUGCUGCAUCAGCCACGCACCAAGGGCCAGUUUGGGCUCCAGAUCUACUAUGGUGGGACCCUGGAGAUCGAGGUGUUUACCAAAACUGAUGAAAUGAAGAGUAGAUGGAUGGAGGCCAUUAAACAAGCCAAAGAGGUGACUGCUCCCCAGAACUCCAACAGAGGGAACCACAGCUUCGAGCUGACAACGUUUGAGGAGGCCUGUCUCUGUGACGUCUGUGGGAAGCUCCUCUGUGGCUGCUAUUUCCAGGGCUACUACUGCCAAGCCUGCAAGAAGUCAGCUCAUUAUAGUUGCCUGGCCUCCGUCCGUGCCUGCAGCUCCAUGCACCCUCCAGCCCUGCCUCCCUCGCGGCACCCAGCACUAGCUCCUCGACACAGCCUCCAGGGUACAGAACCUCCUCCCCCUAGUCCUCGCAACCAGUUCCCUCGCAGAGGCACCUCCUUACAUGAGCCGGACCUCCACGGGGGACACCCUACAAUAUUUGUGGCAAAGCAACGUUACGAUGCUAUUGGUCAUCGACAGUCGAGGAUAUUGACCUUUGACCGUGGUGAGGAGCUGGAGGUGACGAACCCUGUCCCUGGCUCCGAGUGGUGGGAGGCGACAUCACUCCGGACUGGCAGACAGGGGGAAGUCCCUUCCAGUUACCUUAGCAAGAAACACGAUGAUCUUAAUCUCGACCAGAUGAGUGAGGAGGAGAGGAUUCGAACCUUCAGUUGGUAUGGCUGGCUAGUGUGGGCUCACUGGAGUCACUGUGAGAGGCUGUCUCUCUCUCUAUCUGCAGGUUCAUUGGAAAGAUGUCUCGCAUCGAGGCCGAGCAGUGUCUCCACAGAAUGAAGGAUGGAGUUUUUCUAAUCAGAGAGAGUGAUGCGCGAAAGGGGGAGUAUGCCGUUGCUCUCAGGUGGAAACACAUGCCAAAACACAUCAAGAUCUGCAAGCACCCAGACACCAAGCGGUUCUAUGUGUCAGAUGUCACCGAUUUCCAGUCUGUGUGGGAACUGGUGAGCUUCUACCAGACCAACUCACUGGGGACCAGUUUUCCUGGUGUGGACACUACCCUCCAAUUCCCCUACAAGGAGGUGGACCUUCGCUCUCGUGGAGGAGUGUCCAACCCUCCUGCCCCACCCCCUCUUCCUCCGUCUCGCUCAAACCCUCCACUCCCCUCCCCUCAGCCCCACCACGAGAGGGAGCUGUGGGCCGAGGUACUCUUCAACUUUUCUUCAGAGUAUCCCGACGAGAUGAGUAUCGAGAAACAUGAACAUGUGCAAGUGCUAGAGAAGCAGACGGAUAAACCUGGCUGGUGGUAUGGUCAGUGCAGUGACAGGAUUGGCUUCUUUCCUUCAAACUAUGUGCGAGAGAUAUCGUAACUCAUUGUGACAUAAACUAGAGCAAGUCAAUGUCUCCUGCUGCCACAUGGUGCACAUGCACACCCUCAGCCUAGCUCCGUCCAUAGCUUACUGCUUUGUGUUUUUGUGAGUAGUAUUUUUGCAUUGUCUGUCCAACCAACUUGUAUGUGAGGCAUACAUUAUCACUGCAAAACUUCUUUCUUCUUCCGCCCAGUUUGUACACACCCCAAUAUGUGCGUGUAUAAUUUUUGCGCAGUGUGCACUAAAUAGAGUAGAACGUAAAACGUGUGCGGAGUGGGCGGAGAUAUCUGUGACGGCCGCCGCAGCGAGAAGUCGUGAGGAGUUGCGAGGGAUGGAGCCGCCGACAGAGAAAAAGGCGAGACUUCAUUUUGGGAGCUUGGAGGAGCAGGAGCGUGUGCGACUGCAAACCGGCGGAAGCUCAUUCUCCUCAGCUGUGCGGGAAGGGAUCUUGUCUGGGAACAUCAACAUCACACCGACGACUGGGGGAGUGGGUGGAGUGGCAACUGUGGUAGAUGGACAGCAGUUGCAGUUGUUACAAGAAUUUGAGAGGAGGAAGAGGGCCAAGGCUAUUGUAGUCCCCACUGAUGACUCGGAGGUGAAAGUUCGUCUAAGGGACUUGGGAGAACCAACAUGCCUGUUUGGGGAAGACCCUGCUAAUCGAAGGGAGAGGCUGCGGGAGCUGUUGUCAGCACAGCUGGAGAGGGGAGAGCUUCGGGAGGCAGUGGAGGAAGCCACCAUUGCUGCCACUGCUGUUGAUGAGGGGGUGUGGUUUCAUGAGGGUCCCGAACAGUUGCUCAAUGCGAGAUACUGGAUUGCCGACUAUUCCAUUCCAAGGGCUCAGAAAAGGCUGCAGAAUGGCAGAGAGGAGGCCAAGAGACCUGGAGCUGAGAAAGCAGCUCGCACUCAGGAGCUGCACAAGGCCUUGAGGAGCCUCAGUAACUCGGCCAGUCAGGUGGGAGAUGAGAGACCUGUUUCCUUCUGCCAGUUCUCCCCUGACUCCCAGCAGCUGGCCACCUGCUCUUGGAGUGGUCUGUGCAAGCUGUGGUCCCUUCCAUCCUGCAACCUCAUCCGAGUACUGCGCAGUCACAACGAGAGAGCAGGCUCCAUAGUGUGGCAUCCCCAGGCCACCAUCUCCCUCUCCCCAACUGCUCUCAACCUCGCCUCCUGUGCAGCAGACGGCUCCAUCUCUCUCUGGGACCUCCAGAGUGACACACCAAUGGGAGAGCUAGAAGGCCACGCCCACCGCAUCUCACGUAUUGCCUUCCAUCCGUCAGGAAGGUUCCUAGCAGCAGCUUCGUUUGACCACUCCUGGAGACUGUGGGACCUGGAGUGCCGUAUGGAGGUCCUCCACCAAGAAGGUCACUCCAGACCCGUCUACUCUGUCUGUUUCCACCCCGAUGGCUCUCUGGCUGGCUCCUGUGGGCUGGACUCAUGUGGCAGAGUGUGGGAUCUUCGCACAGGCCGCUGCCUCAUGUUACUGGACGGACACCUGCAGAGUGUUCUGGCCAUGGAUUUCAGUCCCAACGGUUACCACGUAGCAACUGGAGGCAACGACAAUGCCAUUCGUCUGUGGGACCUGAGGAAGCAGUCCUGUGUCUACACCAUCCCUGCCCACACCAAUCUUGUCUCACACGUCAAGUUUCAGAGCUUGCACGGGGGGUUCCUGGUGUCCUCUUCGUAUGACAACUCGGCCAAGAUCUGGGCACACCCUGGCUGGACCCCACUGCGUACUCUAGCUGGACAUGAGGGAAAGGUCAUGUGUGUUGAUGUCUCACCCAAUCAGAAGUAUUUUGUGACUGCCUCUUAUGAUAGGACCUUCAAACUAUGGGAAAAUGAAUGAACAUAAUAUACACACAGACACAUCUACUUCUACACAUUAUUUCAUUGCUCUGUGUAAAGUUUGUGUCACUGGCUAGCGGCGCCAAAGUAUGAUGCGUU
Molecule: messenger RNA, 4900 nt
Organism: Geodia barretti
Lineage: Eukaryota; Metazoa; Porifera; Demospongiae; Tetractinellida; Geodiidae
Source: the annotation of a GenBank genome assembly